This is a messenger RNA of Ctenopharyngodon idella (grass carp), 4794 nucleotides long. It is a transcript of the gene arl8a, whose product is annotated as ADP-ribosylation factor-like 8A. Gene Ontology annotation, biological process: protein transport; anterograde axonal transport. Gene Ontology annotation, cellular component: lysosomal membrane. Gene Ontology annotation, molecular function: GTPase activity; GTP binding. Bases 333 to 893 code for a protein of 186 amino acids. The transcript is spliced from 8 exons. Lineage: Eukaryota; Metazoa; Chordata; Actinopteri; Cypriniformes; Xenocyprididae. The record is from RefSeq and is a predicted model, not a curated record.
GGACUGCCGCAGGAUCUCGAUGCUCUCCGACAGCUUAUCGUAGAUGCAGGGUUCACUGAGAGACGAGCCCAUGAUCCCGAGCGAGUGUCGCGUUCAGUCAGAGCCGCGUCUUCAUCAUCAUCUUCAUCAGCAGCAGCAGCAGCAGCACAAUCAGGUGUUUGAUCGACAGCAGGGGGCGCGCGCGCUGCGAGGAGCGAGAGCGCGCAUGCCCGUGUCCCGCAUUGUUUGGAUCAGCUGUGCGUGGAUGUGAAACCCCACCCAAUGAGGAAGGACGAGCCGUGAGCAGCAGAUCCGGACCACGACAGCACGAGCCCCGCAGCCGAACCCGCACCAUGAUCGCGUUAUUCAACAAGCUGCUGGACUGGUUCAAGGCCUUGUUCUGGAAGGAGGAGAUGGAGCUGACGCUCGUCGGCCUGCAGUACUCGGGGAAAACCACAUUCGUCAACGUGAUUGCGUCGGGUCAGUUCAGCGAGGACAUGAUCCCUACGGUCGGCUUCAACAUGCGCAAGAUCACCAAGGGAAACGUCACCAUCAAGUUGUGGGACAUCGGCGGUCAGCCGCGCUUCCGGAGCAUGUGGGAGCGAUACUGCCGCGGCGUCAGCGCUAUAGUGUACAUGGUGGAUGCGGCGGAUCCGGAGAAGAUCGAGGCGUCGAAGAACGAGCUGCACAACCUGUUAGACAAACCGCAGCUGCAGGGAAUCCCAGUUCUGGUUUUGGGCAAUAAGCGAGAUCUUCCCGGAGCUCUGGACGAGAAGGAGCUCAUCGAGAGAAUGAACCUGUCGGCCAUCCAGGACAGAGAGAUCUGCUGUUACUCCAUCUCCUGUAAGGAGAAGGACAACAUCGACAUCACACUACAGUGGCUGAUCCAGCACUCACGGACCCGGCGGAGCUGAGGAGGCGGAGCUGGCGUCUGAUUGGAGGAACCGCAUCAUGUGAUCAACUGUAUUUUAGGCGCUCUUGAUUUCAUUCUAAACAAACAAGCAUCCGCCCCUCCUUCUAUUCUUAUAAACUAAUUCACAUCAUUUACAUUGUUUAUUUUUGUUUUUACUUGAAUGUGCUUUUUUACGGUUCAUCAUGAAGUCCGGACGUGUCACAUGACGCGUUCUGCGUGUUUUUGCUAGGAGACUUGAUCAAACCUCAACCGACGCCCACAGCAUUUGUCAGAACCAGCGCUCUGUGGUCACGUGAUUCACGGCGGUCCAUUUUACGCUGCCAUCUUGUUUUAACGUUUUUCCAACGUUCCACAUGCUCUCUGAACAUUCACUGGGAGAAUUCACCGAUUUUAACUGUUUUAGCAUCAUUAGCCUGUUAGCGAGACCUGAUGCUGGCGUUGUUCCUAUGGAUUUGACAUCAUCAGAAAAGUGACGUAAACGGCUUUGUUGACAUUAACAGUCACUUACGAAGUCAACUUUUAGUUGUUUAACAAAGUUGUACGUUUGCGACUUUAUUAAGUCGAUUUAACGAAGUUGACUUUGACAAAGUCCUUUACAAAGUUGUCUAUAACCUGGUGCUGCCGUCGUUCCUACGAAUGUGACAUCAUCUAGGUUUGCGCUAAUCACAUAACAUUACGAAAUCUGUCGUUUUAACAGAAAGCGCACAAAUCCGUCGGAAAGAGUUUAACGUGUCCAGGUGAAGGUUUUAUAUGUUUCCUCCAAGUCGCCGUGACGACAGCGUUGUGUCAACGACAUCAGUGGGUUGUCAUGGCAACUGCAUUCUCAUUGCGUCGAGUUUUAGAAACAUCAGUCCACGAACCUUGUCAGUGUUUAGAGGAAUAUUUGAUCGCAAUACAGUGUCAGAUGACAAACGUUGAUCGAUCUCUGUCGGACCCGCAGAUCGUUGCGCAAAUAAAAACAGCGGAGAUGUGACGAAUAUCGUGCAGAUCUCCUGCUGUCGUCCAGUGGUGGUUCUGAACGCUGUUCAUAUUGGGGAGAGACAAAGAUUUUUUUUCCACUUAGAUUAUUUUGUUUUAUUUUUUUUGUCGCGUAUGUAGAUGUUUUUGGCCUAAAUCAUAACGAUUUAUAAACGUGUCGGUUGAUUAUACAUAUGUAAAUUUACAUAUUUUAUCAUUCUUUUGGUUGUUUUUAGCAUGUUUUUACUCAUGUUUUUUCACAGUGUUUUUCAACUGGAUUAUGUAAAUAGCAACUUAAACCAAACGAGAUCUCCCUCCUGAGCGUUACGGUGUUUGUCCUAUUGUGAUUAGCUUCCUAUGAUGAUAAUAAUAAUAAUAAUAAUAAUAAUAAUAAUAAUAAAGAAGACCCCACUCAUAUUCACAGCAAUCUGAACAAACGGAUUGUGUGUGUGUGUGUGUGAAUGUGAAUGUGUGAGUGAUUGUGUUUGUGUGCACGAAUGCCGUCAUAUAGACUAGAAUAAUAUUUACUUUCUAAAUGCAGCAGGUUCAUUCAGUGGAUUUUUCGCAACUGCAAAUCAUUUUAUAUUCAUCUCCACUAAUGUUUUGAUUUGUCAUGAUUUCAUAGGGUGUGCGUCUAAACCUCGUCUACACAAGAGCAAACGACGUAAUGUGACAAAACGGCGAUAAUCAACAAAGCUACACUGCUAACACAGCUAGCCGGUUACGAAGUUGACGUGACAAAGUUCACGUGAUUACCCUGGUUACGAUGGUAACCAUUGUUACACAAGUUAUUUACACUACAAUACAACUGCUAACUUGCUAUUAGCAUCAUUGUCAUCGAAAAGUGACGUAAACAGCAUUAAAAGUCAUUUUACGACUUGUAGAUAUUUAACGAAGUUGUGCGUUUGUGACAUAGACAAUUUUAUUAUAAUAUAUAAAGAUGGCGUAAUGAAUUUGACUUUACAGAGUCCUUUUGUUUUGUAAUUAUUUAUUUUUAGUCAAAUUUGUUGAUUGUUACGUUCAUAAUCAAGUGGCGAAGCAGUUUGCAAGAAAACAACAGUUACGCAACAAAUUUGUAAAUUACUUUUUCAAAGUUGACUUUUUUUUCAGUCUGCAUUUUACUUAUUUAAUGAAAUUCUGCGCUUCUGACAUAGACAAAUUUAUUAUAAUGAAGUCGAUGUAACGAAGUUGACAAAAAAAAAUAAUAAUGUUGAUGAAAAAAUAAUGUUUAUAAUGGAUUUUUUUGAAAGUCAACUUUGUUAGUAAUAUCGAAGUCAUUUGCGAAGUCGAACUAACGAAGUUACGUUCAUAAUUCACUUCGUUACAAUCCAGUGGCAAAGUGGUUUGCAAGCACACGUUACGUAACACCAAGUUUGUAAAUGACUUAGCUCACUUUGCAAAAGUCGCUUACGAAGUCAAACUAACGAAGUCAACUUUGUUGAUUAUAACAACAAUUUACGAAGUCAUCCUAAUGAAGUUAUGUUCAUAAUCUAUUAGCGAAGUGGUUUCAAUACUUUGUUACUUGACUUUGUUGGGUUCGUAAAUUUGUAUUCAAGUUCGUAAUGACUUUGUCGAAGUUGACUUUUAAAAAAUGGAAUGCAUUUCAGUUAUUUAACGAAGUUGUGCACUUGCGACAUAGACAACUUUAUUAUAAUGAAGUCGAUGUAACGAAGUUGACUUUACGAAGUAACUUUAUUUUGUCUCAAAUAGAUUAUUUUGAGAGUCAACUUUGUUGAUUGUUACGUUCAUAAUUCAGUAUAUUUUAAUCAAGUGGCAAAGUGGUUUGCAAGCACACAACUUAGCUACGCAACAAGAAGUUCGUAAACGACUGUUGAAGUUGACUUCGUAAUGACUGUUUUAAUAACUUUGUCAAAGUUGACUUUUUAAAAACAAACAUGCAUUUUAGUUAUUCAAUGAAGUUGUGGGCUUGCAACUGACAGCUUUAUUAUAAUGAAGUCGAUUGUAACGAACUUAACUUUACGAAGUCUUUUACGAAUUCACCUUAUUUUGUUUAUAAUAGAUUUUUUGGAGUCAACUUUGUUGGUAAUAACAAAGUCAUUUGCGAAGUCGAGCUAACGAAGUUAUAUUUAUAAUUCAUUUUAUUACAAUCCAGUGGCAAAGUGGUUUGCAAGCACACAAAUUACGUAACACCAAGUUCGUAAAGGACUUAGUUCACUUUGCAAGAGUCGCUUACGAAGUAAAACUAACGAAGUCAACUUUGUUGAUUAUAACAACAAUUUACAAUGUCAUCCUAAUGAAGUUAUGUUCAUAAUCUAUUAGCGAACUGGUUUCGCAACUUUGUUACGUGACUUUGUUGGGUUCGUAAAUGACUUUGCUCACGUCAACUUCGUAAAAGUCACAAUCUAACCAAGCUGACUUUGAUUAUAAUAUCGUGAGCGCUUUGUUGAUUGUAACGAUCUGAUUGCCGUUUUGUCAUGUUGCGUGUUUCGACAUUUGAUUUUCUGCUGCUCAUGUUUACUCCUGUCAUCAGUUCAUCUGGACUCUCAUGAUCGUCUGUAUGUGUGUUGAUUUAAUUAUUUUUUUUAAAUGUCUAAUUACAUGUGGCCAUAAUGUUUGUUUUGAUGUCAUUGUUUUAAUUGUUUGUAGCAGAGUCGCUUUUUUGUUUCCUGGGGAAUCAUGUGACUUCACACUGAUGUCCCGCUGCAUGACUCAUUAGGGGAUGGAGCAGGUUGCCAUGGUUACUGUAUAAUUCAAGUUGUGAUUGGACCGAGCGUGAUGUUCUUUUCCCCCCUCUUUAUAUGGACCAGGCAGUAACUUUUUACAGCAGUCAGUCACAUAACAAGUGUUUCUGUACAAGACUCCAUCAGUUGAGUUGUUCAUUUGGGAUCUUUCUAUUCUCUCGUACUCGCGGUGAUAACUGUACAUGUUGUUCUUGUUAUUUACAGAUUAUUUAAAAAUGAAAUUAAAUGAUUUCCCUAUCAGAA